AUGAGCGAGGCAGCUCUGCGUGCAGCGCUCGGUGAUGAACUUUGUCCGGAACACAGCACAGACUUCCACCUUCAGCGCUGGUUGGUCGGCUACGAUGGAGAUGUCAACAAAGCCGCGGAAAAAUACCGAGAAUAUUCGAAAAUACGGAAAUCCCUGGGAUACGACGACUUUUCGAACGUACAACGGCUAUAUGUCGAUAAGACGAACUGUGCUCGAUAUGUGCGCCAGUCAAGGUUAUCUGCUGAAUGGUUUAACGAGAAGGACAAUGGUAUCGUGUUUGUUGAGAUGAGUGUCGAAGAUCCAAAAAAGUUCAUGAAGGUCGUUCGAGUCAGUGAAUACUUGCGAUCAUUCUUUGGAUAUUGUGAAUAUUUCCAACAUCUAGUUCUGGAGCGGGAAAAACUCACAGGAAGACCGUCACACGGAAUAUGUAUUUUCGACAUGAAGGGCAUCGCUAUUACACCGUACAUGUCACCGACGAGUGCCAUCAAUUGCUUAAUGCAGGCCCGUGUAAAUAUAUGGCUGGACUAUUAUGCAGAACUACUAAAGCAUGUUAUCGUUGUAAAUCCACCAACAUUUCUUGCGCUUGCAUGGAAGGUGAUAUCAUUUCUACUCCCAGCAAAGGUCCACAAUCGGUUUCAUUUUGUCAGUCGAUAUCCGGACCAGAUGACAAACUACCUCAGUAUGGAGGCGAUUCCACUCGCCUUUUCUGGAACGUAUAAGACUCACAGCGAGAUGGAUAAUGGCUGUUUCAAAUCGGCGAAAAUCACCGAAGAUGACUUCGUGGAAGAUGGGUCGCUUUGGAAGUCAAACGGCAUCGAGUUGGCGCCCGAAACACGGUCUGUAAGAGCUGGAGAUGAGUUGACAAUGGAGUUUCAUCCUGAGAGGAAGCAAAAAAUGAUCUACCAAUUUACAAGCAACGCCGAAGUACAGAUCUGGUUUCAACAAGAUGACGUUGACUUAACACCGCGAUUCAAAAUGAUGACGCCAAAAUUAGCUGAAGAAGAGAUUAUCACGCUGUCAUCCGAUUCUCCUGUGAUAUUUCGAGUUUGUAAUCGUGGCAAGAUCUUUGCCGCUAAAGUAACGAUUGCAGUGGCCUUUUUGUGA
This is a messenger RNA of Ostertagia ostertagi, 1104 nucleotides long. The record is from the annotation of a GenBank genome assembly. NCBI's taxonomy places the organism in Eukaryota, Metazoa, Nematoda, Chromadorea, Rhabditida, Trichostrongylidae.